This is a messenger RNA of Oryctolagus cuniculus (rabbit), 1749 nucleotides long. The record is from RefSeq and is a predicted model, not a curated record. Lineage: Eukaryota; Metazoa; Chordata; Mammalia; Lagomorpha; Leporidae.
GAUCUAUUUUCUUUUCUUUUUAAAUAUUUAUGUAUUUGUCUAUAUGAAAGGGUUACGCAGAGAGAGAAGGAGAGGUAGAGAGUCUUUCCUCCAUGGGUUUACUCUCCAGUUUGCUGCAACUGCUGGAGCUGUGCCAAUCUGGAGCCAGGACCAGGAGCUUGUUCUGGGUCUCUCAACAGGUGCAGGCACCCAAGGACUCAGGCCAUCUUCUACAACUUUCCCAGGCCAUAGCAGAGAGCUGGAUUAGAAGAGGAACAGCCAGGACUUGAACCUGCCCCAGUAUGGGAUGAUGGCACUGCAGGUGGCAGCUUUACCUGCUAUGCCAUGGCACCGGCCCAUAAGAUCUAUUUUCAAUUAACUUUAUGCACAUAUGAUUACCUCUAUAAAAACGUUUCUUACCUGGAGCACAUCGGAGAUCAACACAGUCUUAGCCCGGAGCCAAGACUGCUGUCACCCACGUUUUUGACGCUGCCUGGCAGCUUCCGGUGCUGCUGUGCUUACUGGGAGGAAGAGGCGGGUCCUAGAUGGCUGGUGCUUGCGCAGUCGGCCUGGUGGAGAGCAAGACGGUAUUAUCUGCUGGUGGCGGCAUGUCGUCGGCUGCCGGAAUUCUCGGCUGAUGGCGGCGUUUUCGGCAGCUGUACUGGCCCAGAGAGUGCGGGAGUGAAGGCUGGCGGCCGUGGGGGCAGGCGGCGGCUCAGCUGUGGGAAGCGGAGAAGCGGGUGGCUGGGCUUGCGCUGGAGGACAGGACUGCGGGUUACAAGACAUUUUCAUGGAUAUGAAAUUGGACACAGAGUUGACACGGAAGUUCAGCUGCUGGGUAAUCUUCCAUUUCUGGGGACUGCUCUGCUUUCUUGUAAAACCCAGCUGUGCCUUCACCCUGGACAGGAGCAACUGGUUAGUAGUACAUGUGGCUGUGUCCUGUUGAUGGCAGCCCUUGGGCCCAAGGAGGAGAGAAGGGAAGGGAAGGGAACCCUGUGCCCUGGGGUUGGGCUGCCAGGCUGACAGCAAAGUGGACUUCCAGACUUUGUGAAGGAAGGUCAAGUGGUGGGAGCCCUAUAUACAUGUGGAGACAGAAAUGUGGGGGUCUAGUGUUCCUAGAAUAGAGGAACCACAGAGACAGAGUUGAAUAAGAUAUUGGCGAAUGAUUUCCCUGGGGCUUUGCCGAGAAUUGUGGGGCAAAGAACAUGCUAAGAAGGGAAGAAUGGUUGUCCAGGCAGUGGGAGGGGAAUCUGGGAGGAAAACUGUCAAAUGUUUAAUCAGAGGAAAAACAUAAGAGUCUGGUUUGGAGAGAUGUGGUAAUAGUUGUUUGGGUUUUAGAUUUUCAGGCUAAGGACGAUGGGAUUGCAAGUACUUCAUGCAGUGGGAGUGGAGGGUUAGAUGCCAUGGAAGAACCUGGGGCGUGCAAGGUUUUGGGAGCUGAAAACAGUUUGUGUCUGUAUGUCACCAUCCUAUGAUAGAAAAAGGAAAUGGAAGGAUUGUGGGGAGGAAGGCAGGCAACUUUGAGGAGAGUUGUAAUAGGGAAGAGCUGUAAUAGGUCUGCUUGUAAGAACUAGUGGAGUAUCAGAGUGUGAGGUCCAGGAUAGGCCCUGGGGAGAAACCUUACGAAAAGUGAGGGAAGGGAUAUCAGGAGGCGGGCAGAGGGAACUUUCAGGAGGGACUGGGGAAUGGGUGCUGAGUUAAUCAGGAAAUUUGACCAAAGUGUGCAGACUACCAAGAGAUGGAGAAGAUGUUAUCUGAAAGAAAACUGGG